ACCUAUAUUGUAUUGUAGUCUUUGAUCAACUUUUUGGGAAUAAUUCAUGGUAUCAAAAUAUAUUAUAGGUACCGAAAUAACCAAACUUAUCUUGAGAUUCUUAAAUAAUGGCCGAUUCGAAUAAAGAGUCCGUCACAAAAGUUCCUAUGAUUUAUGUUUGUGGAGAGUGUCACCGGGAGAAUGAAAUAAAACCACGAGAUCCAAUCAGAUGCAGAGAAUGUGGAUACAGAAUAAUGUACAAAAAAAGAACUAAAAGAUUGGUGGUAUUUGAUGCGCGAUAGCGAGGAUAAAGAGAAGUUAAGAGGUUAAAUACAUUUUUUAUCACUUUAAUAUCCAUUUGUUACAUUGAAGUCUUUGUAAACAAUAAAUGGGCUAAUAUUUGA
Molecule: messenger RNA, 383 nt
Organism: Pieris napi
Lineage: Eukaryota; Metazoa; Arthropoda; Insecta; Lepidoptera; Pieridae
Gene: Rpb12
Product: DNA-directed RNA polymerases I, II, and III subunit RPABC4
Exons: 3
Coding region: 108-281 (57 amino acids)
Biological process (GO): DNA-templated transcription
Cellular component (GO): RNA polymerase I complex; RNA polymerase II, core complex; RNA polymerase III complex
Molecular function (GO): DNA binding; zinc ion binding; DNA-directed RNA polymerase activity
Source: RefSeq, a predicted model, not a curated record